AUGGCAGCCACACCUCCAGAGACCCCUUGGCUGCUCCUGGACCACACAGCUGCUCAGGGAACUUUAACCUCUGGCCCCUUCCACACAGCCCGGCAUGACCCCUGCAGGCACUCGCCUGUCACUCGCACACAGAAGGGCACAGGACACACAGCCUGGGGGAGCCGCUGCCAGCAGCUGUUGGCCUCAGCGUUCUCUCGAAGGCAUUGGCACCAGCAGCCACUGGGACCCCUUCAGAAAGCGGUUCAGGACACCAGCCCUGCCCCAACCUUGACCCAGACACCGCUGGGUGAGUGGCAGCUCAGCUCCAAGGUGUCCCCACUGAUUAAGAGUAAAUAUUCCUACUGGCCAGAAUCAGGCACUGGGAUCUCUCUCAGUGAGACAGUCAGCCUGAUGCAGGCACCCCAAAACCUGGCACACCAGGACUCAACACCCCACAGGGAGGCCCCAUGGCACCCCCACUUUACAGACACACCAGCAGAGGCCACUGGAGCCCUGAGUGAGGACGGAGCCGGCCCAGAGCCUGGGGUCUCAGCAGACAGUGCUCAGAACCAGCAAAGUCAGAAAAGUAAAAAAGAUCUGCAGCCAAGGAGGGCUCACGAGAGCUUACCAGGAUUGUCCACUUUAAUCGUCAAAACACCCCUGACAUACGGGUCCUUCCUGGCAGGUGAGGAAACUGAGUUUCGAGUAGGGCAUCCAGAGCUGGGGCGGGCAGUUGGCAGCCUGCAGCCCCUGAGGUCCUGGCAGAUCUUCCCUGGCCCCCAGCCAGACACGCUCCACUCCAGCUCAUGCACCUGUCAAUCACCUGUCCAGGACUCAGGCCGACUGGGCCUCCCGUCCUCCCGCCAGCCCCCUUGCUCAUCGCUGGGGCCUCCCUGCGAGGCUGUCAGCGGCCGAGGUGGGCGCCCUUGCCGGGGUGGGUGGCCAGCUGUCCCCCGGAUCAGGCCCCCUGCAGCAGCCUGCCUGGAACCCGAGCCUGGCCGCGCAGGGAAGGAGCGGCGGCCCCGGAAUGGCUCCGCCCAGCUAAGGCCCGGGCAGUGGCUCCCGUGCAAGGUGGGCCUGUGCACCCUGCAGCCCCUGGGCCCUCCUGGAAAAUCCUUCGCAUCCUGCGGGACCUGGGCCGCCAGCGGCCUCCCAACCCUGGGCAUCUGCCCUCGCCUCCGCCUGGCAUUGGACUUCUGAGAACCCUGGGCACGAGGGCAGCGUGGGCGCAGUGGAGGCUGUCAGUAGGCCGGCGCUGAGAGGACGCGUCCCCCCCACCCUCCAAACGCCGUCCUGCUGCUUCAGCCAAAGCCGUCCCGGAGACGGGCCCAGGGACUCCCCGCUGCGGCCUCGCGCUCCGGGGGCCCCGCGGCUCCAGGAGUCACACACUCCGCCGCGCCCGCUCGGACCGACCGCAGACUUCGGGAGCAGAAGCAGCGCCGCGCGGGCCCCGACCCUACACCUGCCCCGGCGCCUCCGCCUGCAGGACCCUCCCCGGGCUCGCCGGGUCCUUCCUCCCCCGCCGCUCCCCCGACCGCGCGCGGUGGACGGCUCCAAGGCGGCGCCAGCCAAGACGGUCCCGGCCACGCAGCGGUGGGUGCGGUGGGUGCGGCCCCCACCACGGGCCCGGCAGGCGGGGAGGAGGCGCUCCCAGUCUCCGGCAGCGGACGGACCCCUCCGACUCCGACUCGCCGCCUCCUCCCCGCCGAGGUCCCUCCGGCGGCCGCCGCACACUUUCCGGAGCGGGAGCGACUGUGA
Molecule: messenger RNA, 1737 nt
Organism: Cercocebus atys (sooty mangabey)
Lineage: Eukaryota; Metazoa; Chordata; Mammalia; Primates; Cercopithecidae
Product: chromosome unknown open reading frame, human C1orf229
Source: RefSeq, a predicted model, not a curated record